AUGGUUUCUCUUCAUCAAUCGGGUUGGCUGGACAAGAUAAACGACAAAUAUUUGAAGAAAAUCCUACAGAGGGAUCCAUUUACGAAGGACGAGAUCAUCAUGGAGGUUUAUCAACAGAUUGCUCUCCAACAGCACUACGAGUCAGUUUACGGUGUGGACAUGUCCAGUUCUCUGCAGCUCUACAGACCUGAAAUUAUUGAGAAACUUCCGAGUGAACCAGCGAGUCCUGAGAACGCCAACAACCCCUCCGUUGGCACCGUUGAGGAUGUCGUGGCACGUCUGAUAAUGAGCAAGAGACGGAGGUACCUGUCAGCAGCGAGCACGGACAACGAGGAGGACCAGCCACUGACAGGUUGGGGGGGCGGGCAGUAUGGAGUCUACAACACCGUCAUGGGCCUGCCACCGCAUGUCGCUAAACAUCUUCAAGUUUGUUUCCAGUUGUCUUCAGUCACGAGCAAGAUCAUCCGUCGUCUGAGUACGUCACCCGUCGAUAACCCCCUCAUCACCGCCCCUAACUCCAUUCAACUGCGGAAGAUGAUGAUUAAGGCUCCUACCAAAGAUGUGAGCCUUUGCCAGACGAACGGACAGAAAUUUGAAGGAGGCGGAUCGCGGUUCAUAAAGGGGCAGAGUGGAUUUACAUCAAACAUCAACACUCCGAUCGUCAACAGAUCCAGAGCCGAGAGUCUUGAGCCCCCAGCAACAUUACUCGCCCCUCACACCGCGGCAAUCCACUACACUCCUCGCUACCAACAACGACGGCCCACCAGUUCCCACGGAAUCAUCCACCCACACGUCCCACACACCGUCAUCACACCUGCCGAACGAAAGCGAUCGAGCAGCGGUGGAGGUACACUUGCCGGAAGUGGCAGCUUGGGAAAUCCCGGCGAGAGAAUGUCCAGCAUUGGAAAAUCCCCGAUCUCGUUGCAGUACAUCAACGAGGAGCAGGAGCAACCUCAGCAACCUGUCGAGGAAAGUCCCCUGAAGGCAUACAACCGGAAGAUGGAGAUGGAGGAGGAGGAGAUGGAGAAGUUGAGGGAGGAAGAUAAAGGAGAGAAGGAUGGAAAGAAGGAGAAAAAUGGAGAUGGUGAUGUUGGAACCGAGAGUGAUGGUGAUGAUGGUGAUCACAGUGGGGUGAGUGGUGUUGGUGGUGAAGUUAAGGUCAGGACGCCAUUGAAGAGGCAAGAUGCUGGAGAAAGAGCGCCUAAACAGAAAACUGACGAGAAGAGUUUGUGA
Molecule: messenger RNA, 1233 nt
Organism: Helobdella robusta
Lineage: Eukaryota; Metazoa; Annelida; Clitellata; Rhynchobdellida; Glossiphoniidae
Exons: 9
Coding region: 1-1233 (410 amino acids)
Source: RefSeq, a predicted model, not a curated record